AUGACAGCACAACCUGCCUUCACGGCCGUCGCGGCUCGGCGCACGCUCGCCAAAGACACGCCUGCGGACUCCAAUAAGCCCACCAACUUUGCAUCCACCGUCGUUGAUUACGUGCAGCGUUCCUUCUUUGAGUUCAAUAGACAGAAGGAGGCGCCCGCUCUCGCCGGCAUCACGGACAAGGACAUCCGGAACAAGCUCUCCAUCAUAGUCAACAAGGCCACAGAAGCAGGCGUUGUGAACAGCAGAGAUUGGGCAAAUUUUCCUCUACCACAUGAGCACAUCCUCGACGACCGCAGGCAAUCCAUGUAUGCCGCGCAGAAUGCAGUCAUAGCUAACCUACUCGAACCCUCCAUGGAACCCCAGUUCAACGGGGCACACGCAUCAGGCCCAAAUGCGAAGAAACGAAAGUCCCUCGACCAGGAAAUGACGGACGCCGAAGGACAGCCAGUAACUCCGCCAUGGAAGAAGAAGACAAACGCCAAGGCCACACUUGCCGAGCGCAUGACGGGCAAGAGUAAGCACCAGGAUAAAAAGCGCAAGGACAACAACACCUGGUUUGACACCAGCGCCGAUGCACUCGAGCGUCGUCGACAGCGCUUUGCUCAAUCUCCCGAGCCUUCCCCUUACAUUUCUUCACGUGAUGAUUCCCCUGCUGUCGAUGCCAACUCCGGACCCAUCGUUGGUACCUGCCAAACGCUCGAGAAGAACUACUUCAGAUUGACUGCACCGCCUAACCCAAGCACUGUGCGACCCCUGCCCGUACUGGAGAAGGCGCUCGAUUACAUCAUGACCAAGUGGAAGAGCGAACAUGAUUACACAUACACUUGUGACCAGCUCAAGUCCCUGCGCCAGGACCUCACGGUCCAGCGCAUCAAGUCACCUUUCACGAUCCGAGUAUACGAGACGCAUGCACGCAUUGCACUGCAAAUGAAGGACCUGGGUGAGUACAAUCAGUGUCAAACGCAGCUUCGGGCGCUGUACAAGUUAAGGCUGGGGGAGGGCGGCAGCAGCGGCGGCAAGGAGGAUGAGUUUUUGGCGUACCGCAUUCUGUAUUUGAUCUACACGCGCAAUCGGACCGACAUGAACAACAUGUUGGCCGAUCUAACCACAGCAGACAAAAAGGGAACCUACGUGUCCCUCGCCCUUCGAGUGCGCGCGGCGCUGGCCUCGGGCAACUACCACAGAUUCUUCCAGCUGUACCGUCAGUACCAGGACCGUAACAUGGUCCCGUACUUGAUGGACAUGUUCAUCGACCGGGAGCGAUUGGGUGCCAUGGCUGCCAUUUGCAAAUCCUACAAACCCGACGUAAGCAGCAAAUUCCUCACCAAAGAGCUUGCCUUUACUUGCAGCGACACGGAACUUUUUGACGAAGACGUCGAGCGAGAGUGCCUCAGCUUUGUGGUCAACCACGGCAGCGACGCAUUGGUGCAGGAGAAGGACGGCGGCGACGUUCGAGUCCUCACAGGCAAGGCGGGCAACAUAUUCGAGAUGGCUAAGCAAGCGGCGUUUGGCAAGGUGGAUAUCAAGGGCCAGAUCUGA
Messenger RNA from Zasmidium cellare ATCC 36951, 1539 nucleotides. RefSeq lists its product as uncharacterized. The record is from RefSeq and is a predicted model, not a curated record. Bases 1 to 1539 code for a protein of 512 amino acids. Gene Ontology annotation, cellular component: nucleus. NCBI's taxonomy places the organism in Eukaryota, Fungi, Ascomycota, Dothideomycetes, Mycosphaerellales, Mycosphaerellaceae. The transcript has 2 exons.